CCGGGCAUGGCCGCCCCCCGCCGCCGCCGCCGCCUCGCCCCGCGAUAGCCGCCGCCGGGAGCCGAGUGCUCCGGCGUUGCCGUAGAGGAAGGAGCCUGGAAGGACAGAGAGGAGUGCGGUGACAAGUCCAUGCAAAACUGGAUGUUUCAGCUCAAAACUCCCAGGUGUUCAUCUCGGUGGGGCCACGCUGACCAUGCUCAGGAGCUUCUGUCUCCAGCUCAUGUCCUUGCUUUGGAUCCUCUUGGCGCAUCACCAGCUCGCCCAAGGUGAUGACUGCAGCGAGCGCUGCAACCUGGCCCACGGCUGCUGCGACCAGGAUGGGAAGUGCAGGUGCGAUCCGGGCUGGGAGGGCGAGCACUGCGAGGAGUGCGUGCGCAUGCCGGGCUGCCUCCACGGGACCUGCCACCAGCCCUGGCAGUGCAUCUGUCACAGCGGCUGGGCCGGCAAGUUCUGCGACAAAGACAUACACAUCUGCGAGCACCAGUCCCCGUGCCAGAACGGGGCUCAGUGCGUCUACGACCGAGACGGGGACUACUCCUGCCUGUGUCCUGAGGGCUUCCACGGGAAGGACUGCGAGAUGAAGGCAGGGCCGUGCGAGAAGGCAGGGUCUCCGUGCAAGAACGGGGGGCAGUGCCAAGACGAGAACGGCUUUGCCAGCAACUUCACCUGCCGCUGCCUCGCCGGCUUCGUGGGGGCUCUCUGCGAGCACGACGUGGACGACUGCCUGAUGCGCCCCUGUGCCAAUGGUGCUACCUGCCACGACGGCGUCAACCGCUUCUCCUGCCAGUGCCAGCUGGGCUUCGAGGGGCGCUUCUGCACCAUCAACAUCAACGACUGCGCCAGCCAGCCCUGCAAGAACGGGGCCAAGUGCUACGACCGCGUCAACGACUACGACUGCUUGUGUCCCGACCGCUUCACCGGCAAAACCUGCGAGGUCUCCGUCCCCGAGCCCACCUGGGCUCCCCCCUUCCAGCCCGCGAACCAGGAGGGCGGCGGGGCGAUGCGGAGCACCACCAGCCAGCCGCCCGGGGUGACGCAGCCCGAGCCUGGCAGGACCGCGGUCACGGGGCGGCGCGUGGCCAACCAGAGCGAGAAAGCGCCGGGGGGAGGGUUGUUGAAAAUCUCCGUGAAGGAGGUGGUGACCCAGAGGGACUCCGGGCUGAGCGAGGCCCAGCUGGUGACGGUGCUGGUGUUUGGGGUGCUGACGGCGCUGCUGGUCCUCGUCACCGUCCUGCUCAUCCUGAGGAACUGGCAGCGGGGCCGGCAGAGGUCGAACUGGUGCCAAAGCCCUUCGCAGGCUGCCAGGAAGCUGCAGGACCAGGAGUGCCAGGUGGGCAUGCUCAACACUGUCCUGAUCGAGCCCAGGAAGACGACGGAGCUGUGAGCUGCGAGGACCCUGAGCCAGGCCCUGGCAGGUCGUCGUGCUGGCAGACCCCUCGGACAGGCAGGGCAGCUCUUCUGGUGCAAACCGGGGCAGAGAGCGCAUCGACGAAACCCCAGGGCACCGAGCACGACGCGAUGUGUCCGAGCCACCUCUGCCAGGCCGGCGUGACCCACGGGAAUCGAGGCAGGGCCACGUGGGGCCAGCCCCGCGAGGGAGCAGCACCGGCAGCGCCCCGACGUGAGCUCUCGGAGGAGGAGGACGCGGCCGUCCCACAGACGUCUUCUGCCAGGCCCUUCACAGCUCCUCCCUGGGACUCCUGGAAGCGGCUCCGGGGAUCAUUUCGGGUCUCCUCCUGCUCUUUUCCUGCCGUGUGACGGACGCCCCCUCCUCCUGCUGUCAGCCUUGGUGUUGCAAACGUGUUCCGAACCUUCCUCCUGAUGAUCCGUGGGGUCUUCUCCCCCCACGUACCGAGCCGUCCUUGCUGGCCUGGACGCAAACCACAAAGCUUGCCCAGCACACGCUUCUGCUUCGCUGUUUGCUGACGGGGAGGAGCACAGCUUGCUCCCCUCGGGGCUGAGCUGGUCCUUCUCACGUGCCCCCGCAGGUGAAACUGGCAAUGGAUGAGGCUGGGGACGUGCUGGGGCUGCGUUAGGAGCAGUACAAAAGCCAGACCCUCGUUUCCCCUGCCAGCACUAACCUGGAUCCAGCCACUGCAGCGCUUCCUGACACAAAACAGGCCUGUGACGAGCCGGGGAUGACUGCACGAAGCAGACAGAGCGCUGCCUUCCCCGCCCCUGCUAAAGCACAGCUGAGGGGCAGCAGAUUGCCGGGGCACUUCGUCCGUGUACCAGCCCUGCUCUGCCUUUUCUGGUUCGCUGCGCAGCAGCCAGCGCCUCCCUGCCAGGAUUUGCUGUGCCUCCUCGUGGGAACGGGGCAUUAAGCAGUGGAUUUCUUGCAAACAAAGCAAAACAGAACAAAAAAAACCCUACUACUGGGCCUGUAGGGCUGCAGAGCGGAGUUGAAGGUGAUGCACAGAGAGCGGAGAGAGGAGUGAGCGCUCAGCCAGGAGGGAGACCUGGGAAAAGGGACUGGGGCUGCAUCAGAAAAAUUAUUUUUUUAAUACAUGGAUGGAUGAUGUACCUUUAUCAAAUAAAACAAAUACAAGCCCAGAA
Anas platyrhynchos (mallard) is the source of this 2556-nucleotide messenger RNA. RefSeq names its product delta like non-canonical Notch ligand 2 (gene DLK2). Gene Ontology annotation, cellular component: protein-containing complex; plasma membrane. Gene Ontology annotation, biological process: heterophilic cell-cell adhesion; establishment or maintenance of epithelial cell apical/basal polarity. Gene Ontology annotation, molecular function: calcium ion binding. The record is from RefSeq and is a predicted model, not a curated record. Lineage: Eukaryota; Metazoa; Chordata; Aves; Anseriformes; Anatidae.